Molecule: messenger RNA, 1260 nt
Organism: Necator americanus (New World hookworm)
Lineage: Eukaryota; Metazoa; Nematoda; Chromadorea; Rhabditida; Ancylostomatidae
Exons: 12
Coding region: 1-1260 (419 amino acids)
Source: RefSeq, a predicted model, not a curated record
AUGGCUCAUCGAGGCCUUCAGUUGCGAAAACGAUCUGAUUCACUGAAUGACGCUAACAUUCGACGGUGCUCUACGAUCCAGAACGAUAAGGUUGGGGAAAUGACCGAAGAGCUCGAAAAAUUAUCGCUCCGACCAGAACGAAAAAAAGGAACUACUAACCGUGGCCGAUCGAACACUCUACAAUCAACAGAAAUCGAAAAUCUUUCUAUACAGCAGAAAAACGAGCACCCUAGUGGUUCCAGCAUUUUUGACCGAUUUCUAUCCACGCUCGGGUUCCACCGUACUGUUACCAUCGAAGGUGCACGAAAAACUGCUACGGAAAUUGAGAAUGGUGUUAUUCUUGAGCCUGUAGAAAAUUCGUUACCAUCCGAUGCAGAAGUGGAGAAGGAUAGCGACGAUGUGAUAGAUUAUCAACGUAUAGGUCUGUUCAGGGAGAUUGAUCUUGAGUCUGAUCAUGCUGAUUUCCUCAUCGACAUCGUGAAGUAUGCUUUUUCUAUGCAGGCUAACUAUCCAUCAACCACAGAAUCAGACUGGCGUUCAUUGGGUGGAUAUCGUACAUUCACUCUCACUAAUCUUUUUCUAAUCGAAGUUUUCUAUAGUGAACGUUUUGCUACCGAAGUUUUACCACUUGCCGCAUAUUUUGUUAGUGUAACCGUAUCGAAACGUAAGAUUCGUCGUGAUCAGUUAGAGGAUCUCUCGGUUGCUGCUAUACGAUUAGCCUCAAAAGUCGAAUCACAAUAUUCGAUGAGCACUGAUGCAUUGAUUGAUUUUGAUAUGAGAAAAUUGAACAGAAUGGAAAGGGAGAUUUGUCGAGCAACGGAUUUCCAUUUUUUGCGUUGCAGCGCCUUGUUUUUCAUGCGUAUUAUACAGAAACUUGUAGAGCGCUAUUCUUGGCAGUGGAAAUUUGCGAAGUUCGCUUCUCAGCUGGCAUGUUGCCAAGUGGAACUGGCCACCCUGAAACCAACUCUUUUAGCCGGUGUAAUAAUGCGCUUGUGUUGUCUGCUUAUUAGUGAUGAGGAUUGGCCUCAUGAAUGCUACAGUGUCCUCGGAGAGCCGAUUUCAAAUUACGAUGAACCUCAUGCAAUAUUAUGUCGACUCAUACUUACAGCCCGCAUCGCCGAUGAGUUUGCUGAGGCGUAUGCUCGAUACCAAACUAUCAUAGAACAUGCUCUUUCUCUUCGACCUGGUUGGAUUGAGAAACAAUCAACGGCGGCGAAUACAGUUAAAAUGGCUGGGAAUCUUGUAUUUGGAGAAAAAUAG